Molecule: messenger RNA, 3217 nt
Organism: Saccostrea cuccullata (small rock oyster)
Lineage: Eukaryota; Metazoa; Mollusca; Bivalvia; Ostreida; Ostreidae
Exons: 2
Coding region: 140-2158 (672 amino acids)
Source: RefSeq, a predicted model, not a curated record
GGGAUGUAUCAACUUAUAAAGAUAUCGGAACAUCUUAAAGGAAUGAGCGUACCAAAUCCCCGGAUGAACAUGCGAUUUGUUUCACAGUGUAGACUAGAAUACUGAGUAGUUAGGCAUUACUUGAUUGGCUGAAUCCAGAAUGGAUGAAAUACCAAGGAUAUCAGAUGUUGUUUACAGAAAUAUGUGCAGCAUAGUAGGUACACCUACAAUAAUAAUAAUAAGAAGAGAUUUGACGGAUAUUAAGGAACGUUUAAGAGCGCCCGCGGAAAAAAGUCAAGGAUAUAGAAGAAUUCUCAGUGGAAGUAAAAAAGAGGGAUUUCGUUCCCAAACAUCCGACUACGACUAUAUGCACUGGCCGACUGAUCAGCAUGUUAUAUGUGAUCUCAAAGAUGCACACAAAUACAGCGCAGGGUGUACUCUGAUUCUAAUGGAGUAUUCUGACAACCUUCCGGGAUUUGUAAUGUUAAAACUACUCACUCGCACAGGUAAUUGGUAUAUUAUAUUAUCCAGUACUAGGAUUAAUGAUGGAUUAUACAUUUCAAGUGCAAUGUACAGAGAAAAUAAAUUAAAGGAAGUCUGGCAAAACUCUACUCAUCAUGGACCUUGCGCAACCGUAAGAAUUGUUGAUAUUGAAUGUGACUCUGCCCAUUGUUUUGCCUGUAAAGACUGGCCGUCGAUCGCUUAUUCUUUUAUUCAGAGAAGUCAGACUCAGGGAUGGCCAUUGAACAAUGUUUUAAGAGAUAUCAUCAACUCAGGUUGCCAUGUUGUACCAAUAGGAUUCAAAGGAUCACCUCAGGAAGAUUGUGAAUGGAGGAUUUCAUUCUCUGUAGCUGAACAGAAACUUGUAUGGUGUAUGAAUCACACACAGUUUAUGUGUUAUGGAUUGUUGAAAUUAUUUUUAAAAGAGGUCCUCACUGUAAAAGAUACAAAUGGACAACCAUUGCUCUGUUCAUAUUUUAUGAAAACAACUUUGUUUUGGGUUAUUCAAAAUAAUACUGAAUUAGACUGGACCUCCUCCACCUUGUUGUCAGGAUUUUGGUUGUGUUUCAAAUUUUUAUUGUCAUGUGUGCAUCGUGCUUAUCUUCCAAAUUUUUUCAUUCCUGAAAACAACAUGUUUAUCACAAAAGUAUUUGGACAUUCACAGCAGAUAUUGUAUGAACGGCUUUUUGAUAUAUACAAACUAGGAAUUUCAUGCCUGUUUAAUUGCAAGUCACUCAAAGAUUGCUUCACUAAAGCAGUUUGCAACAGGCUAUACGUAUUAAGUACGGCCGAAUCAGAUAUUGUAUCUGAGAUAACCAUCGACGCUUGUAUUUUUCAGGAAAUUCAUUGGUUAUGCACUUUUCUCAGUCUUUGCACUAAUACUUUACACUGUUUUACUAUUCUGCACUCCGCAGUCGGGUUCUUGAAUGACUCCGGCAUUACUGCGUGGAAGCGUGUCGCUCUCAGGAAAUUCAUCUCAACAAUUCUCAGAUGUGCUGUUUACCAUUUACUCAGUACAUCCAGCACCACACACAACAAAAGCAGAUUAAGAACUAUGUAUGUGUGUUUGAAUAUAUUAAAAGUUUGUCCAAAUAUGGGGUGUAUUUCUGAUGGAAUUUAUCUGGGUUUAUUCCUGUUCUCAGUCGGUAAAAAUGAGGAAGCGAUUACAAAAUUGACAAUGAUAAAAAGAAUUCUUACACAACCUUACAUCAUGCAUGUUGAUGUUAAAGAUCAACAGGGGUAUAUUGAUGAAGUGGGAAGACUACCGCUAAGCGAGAAAAUGAGGAAAGCUGUCGCUAUGAGCAUUGAAUUAAAUAUUCCUAUGAUAAAAGAAUUAGAAUUAGAAUGUAGAAUGACAUUAUUACAUGCUAUUUUUGUUCCCCCAUACGUGAUGACACUGAUGUUGCUAGUGUUAAGUUAUUGUGAUAAGCCAGAUAAAAGACAGGAAGUUCUGAAAGAACUGUAUUCACUCCUCCAUUAUGACAAGAACCAUUAUAUUUUUGGCUUCUUCAGGGACAUAUCCUGGCAGAUUCUUGGAAUUUGUCAACAGAUUUGUGGAGAUUAUCAGGGGGCCCUUCUGUCUUUUCAAAAAUCUCUCAUAGCUACUCCAUUGCAUGGCAUCCAGGAGGCAACGUAUUAUAGAAUACAAGAUGUCCAGUAUAGAAAUCAAAAUUCCUGAGCAACAAGUUUGUAAUUGAUGGACAAUGUUAUCAAACGUACCAAAAUUUAGCCAGCAUUUCUUUAUAUUUUAUUUGUUUAAACUCUACUUUUUAUUCAGAAGCAUUAGUGUACAGAUGCUGAUAGAAUUGAUCAUUUUUAUGAAUUAAGCUUAAUUCAGAUUAUGGAUUCGGUUUACAUUGGAAAUAUGCUGUGAACUUUUAUAAUUGAUUACGUCAACAUUUUUCGCUAUUUUGUCACUUUGCUUUUUAUUUGCAACUUUGAAUAUUUGUCGACAACAAACAAUUUUUGAAUUUUUGCAACAUUUCAAAUGAAAUUUCUCUGCAGAAAGAUUUUUUUAUUAAUGACUAUAGUUCAAUGUACAAGCGUUAAAGCUGAGAAAAUAUUUAAUUAAAUACUGUGCAAAAACGUAAAAUAAUUAAUUUGUUCAUGUCAUUCUAUACUCUAGUAAUAGACAGUUUCGAUUUUAAGCAGACAAUUAUACAGUAUUAUGCUUAUGUUCUAAGUAUGUUGAACGAUAUCCAAAAACAAUCUCUCUCUCUUUCUCUUUCACUUACAUUUUCUUUUUAUAAACAGAUGGAACAAGUAAAGUAUAAAAAUUUAUUGAUAAUUAUCACAGUCAUAAUGUUUUUCAACUUUUAUCAGAAAUCAGUCGACAUAAAAAAACCUACAAAAAAGAUAUCACUUUCCCAUUGAAAUCUUUGUCAAAAUAUUGAGAAGUCAAAUGAUAGUCGAGUACUCAUUAUUCUCAUUAAUGCUUGAAACACGACAGCAAAUAGGUGUUUUUGUGUAUUAUUACUUCAUCAAUAAUGUCUUGUCAAAAUCUAUAGAAUGUAAACUUUGUAUUUAUACGUUUGUUUAUAAUGAAUCUUAUUAAACAUAAUUAAAACCAUCUUCUUGUAUCUAAUUGAAUGAAUUUUUUAAACACUUAAUGAUUUUAAAAAAAAUGAGAAUAUGCAUUCAAUAUCAAUAUCCAUUGUAUUUCAAUUUAUAUUAAAGCUUAAUUUACAAGAUCUUUUAUUUUAUACAAAAAAAGUAUAUUCACUUACUAUUUAUAUAA